Messenger RNA from Cyprinodon tularosa, 1978 nucleotides. It is a transcript of the gene pwp1, whose product is annotated as PWP1 homolog, endonuclein. NCBI's taxonomy places the organism in Eukaryota, Metazoa, Chordata, Actinopteri, Cyprinodontiformes, Cyprinodontidae. The record is from RefSeq and is a predicted model, not a curated record. Gene Ontology annotation, molecular function: protein binding. Gene Ontology annotation, biological process: rRNA processing. Gene Ontology annotation, cellular component: nucleus. The transcript has 15 exons. The coding region runs from base 123 to 1598 and encodes 491 amino acids.
CGCCCCGGUCCUGUCUCAGUCUCACAUGUAUCAAAGUGUGCACGCCUGUUGAAGCAGUUGGAGAACGAAAACAUCGCAUUUGUUCAUUUUAAUCUCCUUCUUCGAUCAUUAUUGUGGACAUAAUGAGCUCCCAGAUCACAUGUGUUGGCUGGGUGAAACGUGGCGUUGCCAAGGAAACCCCUGACAAGGUUGAACUGAGUCAAGAGGAGCUUCAACGAAUCAUAACAGAAGCCAGAGAAGAUCUCGGGGAAGUAGAGGAUGAUGAUGAGGAGGAUGAGGGCAUACCAAAUGAUGAAGAUCCAUCUAAGGAAGCACCAGAUGAGGAUGAUGAGUUUGGUCCAAAGGAUGAGAAUGAUGAAGAGGAGGAAGAUGAUGAGUUGGCUGAAUAUGGCCUGGAUAAAUAUGAUGAAGAGGAUACAGAUACCGCCAACCUCGGUGACAGUCUGGCCGGGCUCACAGUGUUCAGCUCUAACGACGAGGAUCCUUACAUCACCAUCAAGGACACAGACCAGUAUGAGCGAGAAGACUUCCAGAUCAAACCCACAGAUAACCUCAUCCUGGCUGGAAAAACAGAGAAGGACUGCUGCAACCUGGAGAUCUACAUUUAUACCUCGGAGGAGGACUCCAUGUAUGUCCAUCAUGACAUCCUGCUGCCAGCCUAUCCUCUGUGUGUGGAAUGGCUGGACUUUGACCCGAACCCGCAGGAAGGACCAGCUAACUACGUCGCCGUGGGCAACAUGACUCCUCAGAUAGAUGUGUGGGAUCUGGACGUAGUGGACUGUCUGGAGCCGGUCUUCUCCCUGGGAAGCAAAAAGGCGUCUAAGAAGAAAAAGAAAAGCAAGAAGGCUGCAGCGGAGCCUGUGGACGGACACACGGACGCUGUACUGGAUCUGUCCUGGAACAAGCUGGUCAGGAGCGUGUUGGCCAGCGGCUCUGCAGACGACACCGUCAUCCUGUGGGAUCUGUCUCAAGGCAAACCGGCCACCACUCUGAGAAGGCAUACAGACAAGGUCCAGACCUUAUCCUUUCACCCCUUUGAGGCUCAGACUCUGAUAUCUGGAUCGUACGACAAGACAGCUGUCCUCUAUGACUGCCGGAGUCCAGACAGCAGCUACAGAACCUGGAGGUUUAGCGGCCAAGUGGAGCGACUCGUCUGGAACCAUUUCUCUCCCUUCAACUUCCUGGCUAGCACUGAGGACGGCUUCGUCUACUGUCUGGACGCCCGCUCCGAUAAACCGCUGUUCAGUCUGAAGGCGCAUGACGAAGAAGUGUCAGGUUUGGACCUGAGCAGCCAGAUCAAAGGAUGUCUGGUCACCUCCUCUGCUGACAAACACGUAAAGAUUUGGGACAUUUUAGGCAACAAACCCAGCCUGGUCCACUCUCGGGAUAUGAAAAUGGGGAUUCUGUUCUGUGCCUCCUGUUGCCCUGAUCUGCCCUUCGUCUACGCCUUCGGAGGCCAGAGGGAAGGCCUGCGCGUUUGGGACAUAAGCGAAGUUGCAGCAGUGAGCGAGGUGUUCGGCAACCGAGAGCGCAUGGCGGUGAACUCUGGGAGCCAGGCCUCCACGUCUGCAGCCUCAGCAGACAUGGAGGUCUCCUAGUGACCCUCAGAUCUAGCUGUAAAGAUGAGUUACCAUGGAAACCAAGCAAGCUUCCUGGUUGUGUUCGGUUGAGGGAAGGAUUGAACCGGAGAAGAAAGACUGGAGCAAAAACCUCUUCAUGAAAUGCAAAAACAAAGUAAUUUAUUCUGAGGAGGCAGGAUUGAUAUUUUUCUAGCUUUGCUGAAGGGGUGAAUAUUUCCUCUGAUCUUUCAGUUUGCCUUUGAUUACAUUAAACAUGAAACUCUUCUGAUAACAUGAAAGAAAUAAAUAAUUGGAUGUUGUAUAGUAAAUAGAGUCACUUUCUACCAACAGGAAAACAAAUCGUCAAAAUGUCCGGUUUUUUAUAAAUAAAUUGGUGAUUAACCCGGCUUAUAUAUAUA